AUGCAGCUUAUAACUCACAUACCGCUGCUCCUUGCGCUUAGUGCCAGCCUUUGUUAUGCUUCGAGCAGCACGUACGAUGGCAAGCCGGGUUGCAAGACGCCGGGCGAAAUCGGUAAUCUGUAUAGAAACUUUUGGGAUCCGAUGCGUUAUUGGCGUUGCAUUGGUUUAGAUAUGGAGCCGCUGCGAGAGAGUUGUCCCGAUGUUACCGCCUUCCAACAGAGUUUGGGUCGUUGUGUUCCGUGGCGAUAUUGGAAAUGGGAGGUGCCUGUGUAUCCGCCUAGUUGUCCCACUGGUGUUAUGUGCAUACAAACGGAGCCACAGCCUUCGUCAUUAUACCUCCAAGAAUUAUAUCCACAACAAACGCCGCAAGCUUUAUCGCCAAUAAGUCCGCUUUAUCCACGAGGUCCACAGCAAACACUAGUACCUACAAGUUCGUUAUAUCCUUAUGCAGCGCCGCAAGCAUUUAUACCUACAAGUCCAUUAUAUCCUCAAGCUUUGCCGCAAGCCCUAGUGUCAACAAGUCCAUUAUAUCCUCAAGCUUUGCCGCAAGGCCAAGCGUCAAUAAGUCAUCAAUAUCCUCAAGCAGCGCCACAAACAUUAGUCUCUCACUUAUAUCCCCAAGCAUCGCCGCAAUCCCUAGUGCCCACAAGUUCGUUUGCACAACCACAGGUAUCCACGAAGCCGCAAUUUAUAGGUCCACUAACACCGCAGCCGUCACCGUCUCCCCAGAAUGUGCAUUCUCCUCAACCCUCGCAGCCUUUUGUGUCGCCACAGUCUCCUCUAGUCUGGAGUUCGCCACAUCUGUCGCCGCAGUCUCAACAGGUACUGAAUACACCAUAUCCGAUGAUUUCAUCACGACCACAAUACCCAGUGGGUCACAACGUUUAA
Bactrocera tryoni is the source of this 888-nucleotide messenger RNA. Its product is annotated as tyrosine-protein phosphatase non-receptor type 23-like. NCBI's taxonomy places the organism in Eukaryota, Metazoa, Arthropoda, Insecta, Diptera, Tephritidae. Gene Ontology annotation, molecular function: chitin binding. The record is from RefSeq and is a predicted model, not a curated record. The coding region runs from base 1 to 888 and encodes 295 amino acids. The transcript has 2 exons.